UGCUUCUUCUUCUCGAACUAGCAUUAAUGAGAAAGUAUGUCUCUCUAUUGCGUCACCUUUUUCUUGCUUCAAAUCCAAAGUUAAUCGAAUUAUUCUGCGUCAUGACAUCGCUCACAAAAUCAAAGACCUUAAUAAAAAGCUAGAUAGGAUCGCUAGAGAGAAAGAUAGGUUUCAACUUAGCACAACAACCUUAGAACAACCUAUGGAGCGACCUAGGACAACCUCGUUUGUUAUUGAAACUGACAUAUUUGGGCGAGGUAAUGAUAAGGACAAGUUGGUUAGUAGGCUGUUAGCUGGGGAUAGUUGUACUCAUCUGGAUCAAAAAUUCAAUAUUAUUCCUAUUAUAGGGAUGGGGGGAAUGGGGAAGACUACUCUAGCCCAGUUGGUGUAUAAUGAUGAGAAGGUCAAGGAUCACUUCGAUCUUAGAAUUUGGGUAUGUGUUUCGGAACCAUUUGAAGAGAUUAAGAUUGCAAAAGCCAUUGUUGAAUCCAUUGAAGAUAGUGCCCCAAAUAUCAAUGAAUUAGAAAACUUGCUCCAAUAUAUGUGCAAGUGUAUUGAAGGAAAGAGGUAUCUUCUUAUCUUGGAUGAUGUGUGGACUGAGGAUAGGCAGAAGUGGGAGCUAUUAAGGAUUCCUUUGAAGUGUGGUGGUGUGGGAAGUCGAAUACUUGUUACUACAAGGAAAAAGGAAGUUGCUGUUGUAAUGGAAGUCGCGGCAGAGAGCGUGAUUACAUUGGAGGAGCUGUCUGAAGAGCAUUGUUGGUCAAUAUUUAAGAAACUUGCAUUCUUUGAAAGAAAUGAGGAUGAGUGCCAAGUACUAGAAGAAGUUGGUCAAAAAAUUGCUAGAAAGGCCAAGGGUUCACCUCUUGUUGCAAAAAUUUUGAGAAGUCUUAUGUGCUCUAAAAAGACCAAAACCCAAUGGGAGGAUGUUCUAAGUAGUGAAUUGUGGCAAUCCAAAGAUUUUAAAAGCAUCUUUACUCCUUUCUUCUUAAGUUAUUAUGACUUGUCUGCAAAAGAAAAACGAUGUUUCUCGUAUUGUUCAUUAUUUCCAAAGGAUUAUGAAUUUUUCAGAGAUCACUUGGUUGAGAUGUGGAUGUCGCAAAGUUUUGUAGGAUGUGGCAAUAACUCAAAAAAAGAAGGUCAUGAUUGUUUUGAAACUUUAGUCAUGAGAUCCUUCUUUCAAGAUUUUAUAAAAGAUGGUCUUGAUGGUGUUAUCACCCGUUGCAAGAUGCAUGACAUAGUGCAUGACUUUGCUCAAUUUUUGACAAGUGAUGAAUGUGUUACUUUGGUAGUUGAUGACAAUAUUGAAGAGAAGUUGAAACUACUUGAUGAAAAGGCUCGUCAUUUAUGCUUGGAAGUCGGAGCUGGCACAAAAGUUCCUGUCAUGAAAUACAAAAGAAUGAAUCAAAAGAAUCUUCGCUCCUUAUUACUUACUUUGCCAUAUAGAGGAACUACUAUUAGUGUUGAUGCAUCAAUGUUCUCAGAUCUUGUAUUCCUUCGAACAUUAACUUUGAGAAGUUGUGGGAUUAAGAAAUUACCAAAGAGUAUUGGCAAUUUGCUACAUUUGAGAUAUCUGAAUUUAUUCAACAAUGAAAAAUUGGAAGAAUUACCAGAUGUUGACUGCAUUUUUGGCCAACGACGUGAGAACGUCAAAAACGAUGAAACCUUCAAGAGAAAUAAAACGACACAGACGGUUUUGAAAAGAAAGCAAAUAACACACACAAUUUUUAUAGUGGUUCAGCCCCAAUAUGUUGGUAAUAGCCUAAUCCACUUAGAGUUGUGAUUAUAGAUCUGUACUCAAUAUCAGAUGAACUGAGCCAACUGAGUUUCUUCAGUACAGAUUACAAGAAUACAAGAAUUCUUUCAGAUACAAGCACUUUCUCUCCCUAGAAAAUUCAGACCCAAAAUUUCCAAAAGUCCAAAAAGUCCCCCCUUUUCUAAUCCCAUAAGCCAUAUAUUUAUAGGCUUAGGAUCGUACAUCUGCUAUCCCCUAGAAUCGGGAUAUUUUAUUAUUCUUAUUAUAUUUAAAUUACAAAAAUAUUCAAAAUGUAACAGAACACCAAAUUUGUGGGAAGAAUGAGAGAUUCCCGCGUAUGCCAAGACCGAUUCUUGUUGAAGCCGUUUCUGGGAAUCUUGACGUAGUCUGUUCUACCUGGUUGAUGAAUAUCACCUUCUGGUCGACCAUACCUCUACUGGACAGUCACGCACUUGGCAUGUAGGACACGCACUCCUCUGGUCUAACAUGGCACACUGGUCUAGCAUGACACAUCUCUGGUCUAACAUGGCACACUGGACUAGCAUGACACAUCUCUGGUCUAACAUGGCACACUGGUCUAGCAUGACACAUCUCUGGUUUAACAUGGCUUACUGAGCUACUCCUAAGCCAAGUCACUUUAUCACAACUCUGAGGAGCCAAUAUAUUUAUCGACUUAUUAAUGUGUCUUUUACGGACCAUGUACUGCCACUUGUCACCUCUAUUGCCACGUCAUCGUUCUCCAAUAUUUGGGGAUAACACCAGAGACUUUAUGUGAUCUAUGUAAUUUGCAAACUCUAGAUUUGUCACGUUUCUAUUCACUUUCAAGACUACCAGAAAUGAUGGAGAAACUACUAAAUUUAAAACAUCUCUAUUUAUGGGGUUGUUUAAAAUUAAAAGGACUCUCAAAAGGUAUUGGUUAUUUGACUUGCCUUCAAACAUUAGAUAUGUUGGCUAUUUGUCACGUUUCUAUUCACUUUCAAGACUACCAGAAAGGAUGGAGAAACUACUAAAUUUAAAACAUCUCUAUUUAUGGGGUUGUUUAAAAUUAAAAGGAGUCUCAAAAGGUAUUGGUUAUUUGACUUGCCUUCAAACAUUAGAUAUGUUGGCUAUUCCUAACGAUGAGAAUAAGAAUAAAGGAGAAUAUUUUGAUAUAGAGGAUUUAGAAAAAAUGAAGAGUCUUCGAUUUGGUAGUGCGUUUCAUAUACAGGAUUGUGGAAAUAUUAAAAAUGUGGAGGAUGCUAAGAAAAUAGAUUUGAAAAAUAAUGACCAAAUUUCUUCUUUGAUUCUUGAUUUUGGAAGGAUUGAAGACCGAAAUAAUGGAUUUGGAGAUGAUAUAAAGAUACUCGAAGCUUUGGAGCCACACCCAAACUUGAAAUGUUUAAAUAUUCAGGAUUUUAUGGGGGCCAGCUUGUCUCCAUGCCCCAAAUGGUUGAUGUCAUUGGUUAAUCUAAAGCUAAUAUGGCUCUACUCUUGUGUGAAUUGUGAGAUCUUACCUUCUUUUGGAAAGCUGCCAAUUCUCGAGAUGCUAUAUGUAAGAAGCAUGAAUAGUGUAAAAAGGUUGGUGUAACGCCCCAACUCCUGGGACCGUUAUGAUGUGCCUUGCAAACAGUGCUAAACUCGCUAAUCGAGUCAUUUGGCCAAAAUCGUGAACUAAGUAUGAUUAGCGGCUUAGGGAUUAAAAACUUUGGUUAGGAUGUAACGUCUCACUAGAACGUUUAAUAUAUAUAUACAUUGGGAUCCUGAAAAUAUAAUUUCAGGGUUUAUUACAGAAAAUAUUUACAACAGGCCGUUCUAAGCGGCAAAACAGGGUUCAACCCUAGUUCCACUUUAAACCUCGGCCGUGGUGGACGAGCAGCUGCAUAUGUACACGUCAUCACCUAAGCUCUCCAACUCAAGGAUGGCCCAGCUUCCUCUUGCCUUUACCUGCACCACAUAGCACCCGUGAGCCGAAGCCCAACAAGAAAACACAAUAUAACAUGAUAUGAUAUCAACUAUAACCAUAGUAACCAUUUGGAACCAACGGUCCAUCCAGAUAGGUGACAAUAGCCAAAAGUCACAAUAAUGAGCAUCGCUCCCUCUAGCCAUGUGACGAUAGGGUCACCAGGGCUCAACUGAUAAGUGAUUCUUUCAUAAGUUUGAUUUGAUUAGGACAGGUGCAAGGUGAUUAGUCACCAACAUAACCUUCCUCACGACUCUAGAGUCGAAACUGUGGACAACGUCCCUUAGCCAUGUGACAACCAGUCACCGGGGUCAUAUACCUUGGCUAUAAUCAUCUGGUCUUAGACCAGGUAAGCGCUUAUAGUUCUCAUUGACCUUCCGGUCGAUCCAGCACUAAUACCCCAUAUGAGUCAUUCAAUGCCGACCUCGAUUAGAUCUAAUCUUUAUUUGGCCCGGCGUUUACAACGCACUGCCACCCCUGACCCUUGGGUCGGUAAAACACGACCAGUGUUCAGCCCGUGGUGAACUUAACUGAUAAGUCACAGCUUCACAGACGGAUCUGACACCAUUGUCAAUUCUGACUAAUAAGUCAGCGCCAUACACAGGUAAGCCAUGCCACCAAACAUAUACCACAUGUCCAAUAUCCAUAAACAAGGUAUACAACAUGCUUACUUAACAGAUAUUAGUACAAUUAGGACAAUGCAUUAACACAGAGGCUCAAACUCUGAACGAUAUCACACCCAGUAUACAAAGCAUGUCCUAAUCACAUGUUUCUCAUGCAUCAUAUGCAAUAUAUCCAACAGUCCAACAUGCACCAGUAACAGCCAUGCAUGUCACAUUUAAUAGUCAACCAACAUGCAUCAAGAAUAACCAUGCAUGUCACACAUAAUAAUCAACCGACAUGCAUCAAUAAUAACCAUGCAUGUCAUACUCAUUAAUCAACCAACAUGCAUCAUAAUAACCACGCAUGUCUCACAUACACAGGGUGCAGUUUCUUACCUCAAAGUCGAGCUAGAACGAUUAAAAGAACGACCCUUGAGAACGAUCAAUUUUUAGUCCUUUAGCGGUCACCUAGUCAUAACCAAAUAUAAGAUAUCAUCAAUAAAAAUGACCAACAUAAGUUCCAAAACCAAUAUCUAACCUCCGGGACCUCAAUCCCCACUUAACCGGCUACUCGGAUCAACCCUGAGGCCUAUGGUUUGAAUCCCUAAGCUAAAAACAUGCUUUUGGUCAAAAUGGCCUAAAGGGCCGCGGCCCUCCCCUGCUGCACCGCGGCACGCCCUCAAACAGAGAGGGCUCCCCUCUGCCAAACGCCAAGGGCCGCGGCGCUCCCCUGCUGCGCCGCGGCGCCCAGCCCAAACCAGCCAAGUCGGCCACACGCACCCGAUUUUCCCCUGUGCUAUUUCCUCUCGAACCAGUCCCUCUAACCAACAUAAAACCUUCUCCAAACAUAUAAUUAAACCCCUAGACAACACCCAUAACCUCCCCUCAUCAAAACCCAAUCCUAUAAUCCAUCAAAACCCCUUUGAAUCCAAGCUUCUAACAAAGAUCAAAAGCUGAAAACCAAAGUUUGAAAACAGAGCACCACCUGAAGUAAGUGACUAGAAAUCACCUUGAAUCCUGUUUUGAGUCCCCUUUGAUGGUUGUUACAGGUUCCCUAGCUGCCACCCUUAAUCCCCUAGCUCAACACCUCCAUUUGAGCUCUCAAAAUCCAAAGAAAGGUGAGGGAGGAAGCUUGUACGGGAUGGAAGGAGAAGGAGGAAGAUAGGCUCUGUUUUAAUAUCAAUCUACAGCCUUUAUAUCAUAUAUAUCCUUAGGGUUAAAAGACCAAAAUACCCCUAGGUCUUCCAAAGCUUCAAAAGCCACUUCAAGGGUAAAAUUGUCCUUUCCGACCUAUACCGUUAACCAUAAUUAACGCUCUCCAAUUCCCGCUAAUCUCAAUAUCCUCAAACACCAAUAAUUCAUACCCCGUUACCCUAAAAUCCCCGGUAACGCUAUAAUUACUAAUAUCACCCCGAGACUCACCUCGAGCCCCGAGCUCAAUCCCGUUAUGACUAGACCGAACACUUGCAUCCCAUGAUCGUCUCAUGUCGAUAAGCUCGAACCAAUCCACCUUAUAAUGUGGCUAUAUUAAAUAAUCACUAUCAUGCACCCAAAAUAUACAAUUACGCCCACAGUGGCCAAAUUACCAAAAUACCUUCACAAUAAUAAAUUCUCCCAUAUGCAUGCACCCACCAUCAUAUAAUAAUAUAAUUCACGUAAACAUGCAUAUAAUCAUUAAAUACUUAAAUAAAUCAAUUAUGGCCCUCCCGGCCUCCUAAUCAAGGUCCUAAACCUUAUUAGGAAAUUUGGGGCAUUACAACUAUCCCCUCCUUACAGAAAUUUCGUCCUCGAAAUUUACUCAACAACUCGGAACCGAAGUUCCACUCACUGGAUAUAAAUUCCCUUAAGUCAUUCCUUGACUUCAGUAUUUCGAUAGCCUUACAUUAACCCAAGGUACAUUAUGCUCAAUGGAACCUCAUUACUUAUGUCACAAUCUGAACUGGCUAUUCCUUACCGGAAUACUUAACCUAACCUUCAGAUCCUUACAACUCAACUCAUAGGUUCCCUCGGUCCAUACCCACCGCAUGGAAACACAUAACUCACUGCAUACUACUGCCAGUGCUAAAAGUAAAACUGAUUCAGAGUCACCCUAUUCAGACCCAAUCAGGAUCCAACUGCCGACGCAUACUAGGGCUUAACUCACCUUAAUUUCUCACCCCUUUUCCCAUGGUGAUACUUUAGAGAAGAUACAUUCUCCUACUUGGAAUUCCACAUUCCCACUAUCCAGUUUAAUAAUAUUUCCCAUUCAUUCCAAGGAGUGAUCAUCCAAGAUUCAAACUUCAGCAAUCUCAUAACUCCCCUGAACCACCUCAGGAUCCAGACACAUACAUAUAUUUCCUCACUCAUCUUAUAAGAUGUUCCUCCAAUCAUAAUUGGAUAACCCUCUCUCUCUGAUUUGCCACCAGUCUGAGAGUAACAAUCUGCACUGAGUUUCCAUUUGCAUACUCAUUGCCUUCCUAACCCUUCCAUAACUUGGAAGUCACAAUAAAGUCUUCAUCUGAUAAGAUAGACCUUGAGUCCACGAAGGCUCUCUAUCCUUCCCACAAGGAAACUUAAAUAUUGACCAGUUGUACUAUUCACCUAUCUUUACUGAUAGAACAAACUCACUUGGACUACCGGUCCACAAUGACUUAAUUCCCAUUUCAUACCGAUCCAUCAACCUGGGAAUCCCACCGCGAAACUCAUCGCGAUGCUCACCUAUUCCCACUAUGAAAUACCCAAAGGCUGUAAUGGCCUUGCUGUUUCCUGAUACUCUGUCUUAAUCUGUUAGCAGGUUAAGAGCUUACACGUGCCUCAAUAUAUGCCUCUUCUGUAAUAUCCAACAUUUUCAUUAUACAUUUUUUUAUUAUAAAUCAGAGUUUUAAUACAUAAAAUGUACAAGUUUACAAAUUUAAGAAAUAGUAAUGGAAAAAUAGUGUUUAAAAUAUGAUUUUAUGUUUUUAAUGAGAUUAAAGAGAGAGAAACUUGAGUAGUCAAGUAUUGGACCCAAAUGUCAUAUAAUUUUAAUUGGGGAUAUUUAUAAAAUUAAGAAAGUUUUGCUAAAGGGCUUAUUUGAAAAGAAUUUUAGUAUUUUGGGUCCAAGUGUAAUUUAAAAAAAAAAAAAAAAAAAAGGCUUCAGCCUUUCUUUUUACCCGAGCCCCUCUCUCUCUCUCCUCGGAAACUCUCUCUCUCUCUCUCUCUCUUUCUCUCUCUCUGCGUGUUACUGUUGCCGACGACGCAGGAGUACUUUCCGGCCACCACUUUUAGCCACGCGCCGGACCGUUGGAUUCAGAGGCCUCCGAACUAUCGACCUACGCGGGAAUCUAGAGCUCACUCGCCGAUUAAACGCCUCAACCACUCGAUUUAAGUUCGGCCACCCCGCGACUUCAAAGUUGCGAUUCGGCCACCUCGGGCAUCCGUUUGCCGAUCCGUCACCACCAUCGUGCUCCUCAUGUUGUGGGCUUCAAAACCCAAUAACUUGUUCCUACAUCUACCAUAGUUGGGUGGUGGGCCCACCACGAGCCACCGCGAUCCACCGUAAACCGACGGUCGAAACUUAGUGUUCGAGGUUCCGAAGUACGUUUUGAGUUUCAGAAAAUCAUCGUUUGACUUGUUGUGGAACCUGAUCAUUUUGGAUUUGUAUGGAUUUGAUUGAUUGACUCUUGCUGAGCAAUUUUAAAAUAAGCUAAGGACCUAAGGUGUGGCUUUAGCUGUUGAGCAACUUGUGGAGCACGGACUCAGUAGCAAUGCAAUAAUGGUUUAGAGUUUUCAUAUGGCUGCCUUAAAUUUAAAGUAUUCAUACGUGUAAUAAUUUCUACUAAUAAGUUUAUAUAAAAGUUAUAAAUUUUUCUGUA
This is a messenger RNA of Humulus lupulus (European hop), 8127 nucleotides long. Its product is annotated as putative disease resistance protein RGA3. Gene Ontology annotation, molecular function: ADP binding. The transcript has 3 exons. Lineage: Eukaryota; Viridiplantae; Streptophyta; Magnoliopsida; Rosales; Cannabaceae. Gene Ontology annotation, biological process: defense response to other organism. Bases 203 to 1780 code for a protein of 525 amino acids. The record is from RefSeq and is a predicted model, not a curated record.